AUGGACUCUGUCAAGAACAUUCUACACCGCAACAAGGAACACCACACCGAAGGUGCACACGGGGACAACACCCACACGCACCACCCCUCGGAGCAUCCAGCCGAGAACCCUACCACUCGCGAAGGGACGCACCAUCACCAUCAUGGCGGCGAGGCUGCUGCUGCUGCCGGAGCAGGUGCGUACGAGGCAGAGAAGCAUCACCACCACCACCGCCACGAAGGAGCCCUCGGCCACGAGCACCACCAGACCACCACCGCCGGGGUCCACGACGCUUCUGCUGCUGCUACAGCACCAGCACCCGUGACGCGGUCCUCUGCCGAGCUCGGCGCCGGCGCGACCGCUUCCGCGCCCGACGACGUCCGGCCGGCGGCGGAGGUGGGGAACAACUUCCCCGGCACCAACCCGCACCCGGACCACAGCGCUCUCGGCACCAUGAGUGGCAAAGGUCUGGCCUUCUCCGGUCGCGAGUAG
Messenger RNA from Thyridium curvatum, 471 nucleotides. RefSeq lists its product as uncharacterized. The record is from RefSeq and is a predicted model, not a curated record. Lineage: Eukaryota; Fungi; Ascomycota; Sordariomycetes; Thyridiales; Thyridiaceae. The transcript is spliced from 2 exons. The coding region runs from base 1 to 471 and encodes 156 amino acids.